Molecule: messenger RNA, 399 nt
Organism: Rotaria sp. Silwood1
Lineage: Eukaryota; Metazoa; Rotifera; Eurotatoria; Philodinida; Philodinidae
Source: the annotation of a GenBank genome assembly
AUGUCACAAACUACUGUAUCACAAGUAGUAUCGCCAAUGAAAGGUGAUAUUGUUCUAACACGUAAAGGUCAUCGUCGUUUAUGGGAUGGUCGUCAUUGGCGUGUACUUUGUCGAAUAUCGGAUUGUACAGCUCAACGACAAGGUUCAUUAUAUAAUAAAUUUGGUCUAUGUAAAAAACAUUUUACUCAAAUGGAAUUUCAUAAGUUUAAAUCUAAUAAAUCUUCAUCAUAUGAAUCAUCAUUUUUAUCAUCAAAUACCAAACAGAAAGAACAAAAACAAAUAGUUUCUGUAGGAAAACAAGACGAAAACAACAAAACAGAUAAACGUCAUAAUUUAAACAUUAUCGUUGAUAAACUUCGACGUUCACAAACAAUAUCGAAAACAUGUUCGAUGAAAUGA